Messenger RNA from Lodderomyces beijingensis, 2183 nucleotides. The record is from the annotation of a GenBank genome assembly. Lineage: Eukaryota; Fungi; Ascomycota; Pichiomycetes; Serinales; Debaryomycetaceae.
AUGUCGGAGACAACAAGUACAGUCAAUUUGUUGAACCAAGCCUCGGGGUAUGGUGUCUUGGUUGGAGUUGGUGGCGGUUUCGCAAUCGGGAUGGUGUUGGUCACUAUACUCUUGAGAAAGUACUUGCGUGAAGAUAACCAGAGCACCGAGACGUUUGCCGUUGCCAACCGAUCAGUGGGCACGCUAUUGAGUGCCUCUGCUGUCUAUUCCAGUUGGGUAUGUCCUAUUCUUUUUUUUUUUCCUGUUUUAUUUCUUUUUUUUUCGCAGCCAAAUUGAUUUUCAUACUAACAUUCUUUACUUUAUAGAGUUGGGCCACUGAGUUGUUGUGGUGCACCACUAUGGUUUACAAUUACGGUAUUCAAAGCUCCUACUAUUACAUGGCAGGUCUUGCAGUUCAAAUCGCCGUCAUGUCCAUGGUUGGCAUCCAUGCCAAAAAAAAGAUUCCUCAAGCACAUACCAGCUUGGAGAUUAUCGAGUUGCGAUACGGCAAAGCCGCGCACAUCCUCUACAUGUUUCUUUGCUUGACCAAUAACUUGCUUUCGUGUUCAAGUAUGAUCUUGGGUGCCUCCGGUGCAAUCUCAAUCAUCGCCGGCAACUUGCACAUUGUUGCAGCCACGAUCUUGACGGUGUUUAGCGUCUUGUGUUAUUCGGUUUACGGGGGAUUGAAAGCUACAUUCUUGACUGAUUUCGUCCACACCAUGAUCCUCUUGAUCAUCUUGUGCUAUUUAAACACGGCGGUGUUGUCAAACAUUGGCGGGUUAGAUGCCUUGUACGAUGCCUUGGUGGCUUUUGAUGCUUCUGGAACUAGGGAGAUACCAGGCAACUACCAAAACAGUGUUAUUACUGGUAAAUCAAAGGGCUCAAUCUUGUUUGGAUUGAUUUUAACUGCAGGUAACUUUGGCUUGUCAGUUAUGGAUAGUUCAUUUUGGCAAAAGACGUUUAGCGCUUCGCCAAGAGCUACAGUUCCAGCUUACUUAACGGCGGCAUUUUUGAUUUCGGCCAACGUGUGGCCCUUGGGGGCCAUCAUUGGCGGUGCGGCAAUUGUGUUGGAGUCCUCUCCGAAAUUCCCCACCUACCCUAGAAAAAUGACCCAGUUUGAAGUUGACUCUGGAUUCGCGUUACCGUAUGCCUUGAUGGCCACCUUGGGCAAAGGUGCCGUUGGUGCAUUGUUGUUGAUUGUUUAUCUUGCCGUUACUUCGACCGUGAGUGCCCAAAUGAUUUCCGUUUCCUCCAUCUUGUCAUUUGACGUUUACAAGAAAUACAUCAACCCACAAGCUCAAAACAAGCACAUGAUCACUGUGUCCCAUAUUGGUUGCGUCAUUUUCACACUUGGUGCCGCUGGAUUUACCAUCAUGUUGCACUAUGUCGGGGUGAACAUGACCUGGUACGGCUAUUUUUACCCCUUGAUCAUCUGUCCCGGCGUCAUCCCCUUGAUCUUGUCGAUUACGUGGAAGAGGCAAAACUUUUACGCUGCGUUCAUUUCCCCCAUAUUGGGAAUCGUAUUUGGAUUCGUGGUUUGGACAACCACGGCUUACAAAUUCUACGGAUAUGUCAACAUUGACAGUCUCGGGGGCCAAUUGCCCGCGUUAUAUGGGGCCUUGACGGCAUUGUUCUUACCGGGAGUCUCUAGUGUCAUUUUAUCCCUUGCCAUCCCUUCGGACUUUGACUGGUCGGUGUUGCAAAAUGCUCAUCUUUUGAUCAAGGCAAAAGAUAUCGAUGCCAAUAGCUCCGAUUCCUCAGUUGACGAAAAGAUCAAUGAAAAGCAACAACAAGAGGAAGAAGAAGAAGAAGAAGAUAAAACUCAUGGAAACGAGCGUACGAGCCAGGAAAAGCACGACGAUGCGGAAGUAAAUGUCGACUCGGAUUCAAGUUCCAAGUUGGAAUCGCAAGAAGUGUUUAAAAAGAGCCAGCAGUUGACACCAAAGCAGAUGGACUUUUGGAUCAAGGUGGCUACGGGUGCUUCCCUUUUCAUUUUGUUGGUUAUGUGGGUAUUGUGGCCAUUGCCCUUGUACCGUGAUUGGAUCUUUUCCAGGGCCUAUUUCAAGGGUUAUGUGACUGUUGGUUUGAUGUGGCUUUAUGCGACCAUGUUGAUUAUUGGGUUUGGUCCUUUGAUUAGUGGUAGACACUCGAGUGCAAAGAUUAUCAGAGGUGUCUAUAAUGAUUAUAUAAAGAGGAAAAAGUAG